AUACUCCCGACGUUUCGGUUACUUUUCAGCAACCAUGAUCACGAGCAGGCGAUUUUGCAAAAAUAAAUCACGCGUAGUUUAUUCGAAAAAUACUAGUUUCAUUUAAAUCUAAGCAAAUAUUUAAAAAUUAUUUUAACUCUUUAACAACGACCCUGAGGCAAGUUAUAUCUGAAUGACAACUAGUCAACUAGCAAAUCAACAUAAAAUAUGAACAUUGUAAUCAGCAGUGAUAAAAAACACGGGCCUACAAUGAUAAUUUAUUUUCUUACGAGCUGCAUAACUUAUUCCAGUCACCUUUUGACUUUCAACUGUGAUAAUAUGUGUGAGUCUUGUCCUACGAUACGAAGUAACAUUCCAUAAGUUUAAUCACAAAUUGUCAAAAUGACUGGUGUUCUAUUAUUGCAAUCUUCGCCACCGAAAUUACAAGAUGUGCAAAAGAAAAUAUUUAGUAAAGAUGCAUUGAAUUUCAUAGCAAACCUUCACAGAGAAUUUGAUACCAGAAUUGAUAAACUUUACAAUGAACGUUUGCGGCGUUCUGCUAUAAAGUCCGCUGAGGGUCUAAAUUUUAAAGUUUCUUCAGAACGUAAUGAUAAAAGUUGGAAAGUUGGUCCUUUACCAAUAAGGCUUCAAAACCGUCACUUAGAUUUAGGUGAUGUUUCGGCAUCCAACACAGCACAUUUCACCGCAGCUUUAAAAGCAGAUGUUCAAGGAGUGCAGGUCGACUUUGAUGAUGGUCAUUGUCCCACAUGGAGGAACCAAUUAUUGGCAUUUAAUAAUAUAUAUUUGGCUGUUCAUGGCAAACUUCAGGGAGCUCCCAUUAGUAUAGCAACCUGCCCAAUUCUAAUGCUUAGACCGAGAGCUUGGAAUAUGAUAGAUCAUGAUAUUCUUAUUGAUGGCAAGGAGGCAAUAGGUCCAUUAGUAGAUUUUGGUAUUCUUAUGUAUCAUAAUGCUAAGAAGCUGUACGAGGCCAAUAGUGGACCAUAUUUUUACUUAUCAAAACUAGAAGGAUCAAAUGAAGCACAACUUUGGAAUGAAAUUUUUGUAUGGACACAAAAACAACUCGACCUGCCCCAUGGAACCAUCAAAGCCUGCAUUUUAAUAGAAAAUAUUCUUUCUACAUUUGAGUUAGAGGAAAUUUUAUUUCAACUUAAGGACCAUUGUAUGGGUUUGAAUUGUGGAAUAUGGGAUUAUUGUGCAUCAAUCAUAGCAAAGUUUGGGGACCGAAAGGAAUUUUUACUUCCUGAUAGGAAUAAGUAUGUUAAUAUGGACCGCAAGUUCCUUGAUAGUUAUAUGAAGAUGGUGGUCCAUACAUGUCAUGCGAGGGGUGCAUUAGCCACGGGUGGAAUGGCCGCCUCUGUACUGAAUCCAGGAACAGACGGAAGUGAUAAUGGAUCAAAGAAAAUUAUAAAUAAGGUUCUGGAGGCAAAAAUGAAAGAAAUAGAAUCUGGUGUGGAUGGUUUCAUGGUGUAUGAUUCGCGUAUCGUUCCCCAUAUCAAUGAAUUAUGGAAAAAGAGUGGGGCUUUACCGAAUCAGAUCCAUCGCAUUUUAGACUUGAAUGUUACUGCACAAGAUUUAUUGACAAUUCCAAGCGGAGGUGUUACUAUGCAAGGUCUAAAACACAACGUAGCAGUCGCCAUCUUGUUUAUUUAUCACUGGUUGGCGGGAAUCGGACAUUUUUUUUAUAAUGGCAACGUCGAAGAUUCAGCCACAGCGGAGAUUUCGAGAGCACAAAUAUGGCAAUGGAUAAGAUUUGGGCCUGCUUUAGAAGACGAUCCAAAUAUAAAUGUUACACCAAAACUUGUUGAAAAAGUUGCAUCAAUUUUUGCUUCACACGCUCACAAAAAUCUUUGUCGAUCAAACGCUGAAAGGAAACGUCUAACAGCAGCGAAAUAUAUGUGUUUAGAGAUAUUUCUAUCAAGAAAUCCGCCCGAAUUCAUUACAAGCUAUUUAAAUGACAAUCAUAAAUUCAGGACCUUACAUAACAAGUCUCUAUUAAGUAAUCUUUAAAUAAGACAGGUUAAAUUGGGGAAAACAUAUAUAUAUAUAUAUUUAUAUGUCAUGAGAUGAAUCUAUAUACCAAAGGCAUAAGUAGAUAUAUUAUGUUUAUAUUUAUGUUUAAUACUACUAUAUUAUAGAGUACAUAAUUAUGUUAAGAACAGAUUCAUAGUUUUUCUUAUUUUUCAUAUAAUACCUACAUAUUUUAUGGGUGAGUACAUUAAAUGAAGACUAUCCCACUUUCAAAUUAAUGAACUGUAUUUUUUAUAUCAAUAAUUAAUUAAUAUACAAUAUAUUAGUGAUAUUUAAGGUAUAUGUAUUACAUAAUAAGCCAAAUGAAUUAUACAUAGUUUUAAUUAUACAAAUGUUAUACUAUUAUA
Danaus plexippus (monarch butterfly) is the source of this 2375-nucleotide messenger RNA. RefSeq lists its product as uncharacterized. Gene Ontology annotation, biological process: glyoxylate cycle. NCBI's taxonomy places the organism in Eukaryota, Metazoa, Arthropoda, Insecta, Lepidoptera, Nymphalidae. Gene Ontology annotation, molecular function: malate synthase activity. Gene Ontology annotation, cellular component: cytoplasm. The record is from RefSeq and is a predicted model, not a curated record. The coding region runs from base 382 to 2007 and encodes 541 amino acids. The transcript is spliced from 7 exons.